UUCCAACUCCUCUGCCUAGAGGGAGUCACUGCAAUUGUUAUUCACAUUUAUUUCUGCGGGGUCUGAUGAGGAGUUGGUAGGAAAAAAUGUGUCUAAGAUGACAAAUAAAUCAUUAUGUUGAUUUAAAAUGCUUUGAAGACUUGAAGACAGAUCCAUGUGAGUCUAUGUUCUUUUGUUUCUCCAAGUUUGUCAGCCACCACAUAUCAACUUGCCUCUUCACCUCUCAAUAUGCAUUCAUAAAGGAUAUGUUCAUCUAUAUAUAUAUAUAUAUAUAUAUAUGCAUACAGCAAGUUUGUGAGCUCACAACCAGCAACAAUUCCUUGAACACUCAGCUUCUUAACUUUCACUCGCUUCAUAAAAACUUUUAACAUUCCUACAUUUACUUCAAUAAAGCGAUGGCCAUCCGUCAAAUGCUUAGACGGUCUUUAUCCAGCGAAAGAAGAUCAGCUUCAUCUGGAGUUGAUGUGCCAAAGGGGCAUCUUGCUGUUUAUGUUGGGGAGAGCGAAAGGAAACGCUUUGUCAUUCCUUUAUCAUACUUGAACCACCCUUCGUUUCAAGAUUUGCUAUUUCAAGCUGAAGAAGAAUUCGGGUUUGAUCAUCCGAUGGGUGGCAUCACCAUUCCCUGCAGUGAGGAUUCAUUCAUUGAUCUCACCUCCCGGUUGGGAAGAAGAUGAUGCAUUAUAUACUAGGACUUAGAGCAGUGCAGGACACAAACACUUUCUUUUUCCUUUCAUACGCACGAAAGAUACUUUCUCGGGUACAAAAUGUAUUUCCUGGACAAAUUUUUGGUAUUCAUUUGUGAGAAUAUUUUUCUCAUUGAUCUCACCUCUCUGUUGAGUGGAUUAUGAUAUUGGAUAUUAGCAUUGCAGGACACAGCAAA
Sesamum indicum (sesame) is the source of this 880-nucleotide messenger RNA. RefSeq names its product auxin-induced protein 15A. Lineage: Eukaryota; Viridiplantae; Streptophyta; Magnoliopsida; Lamiales; Pedaliaceae. Gene Ontology annotation, biological process: response to auxin. The record is from RefSeq and is a predicted model, not a curated record.